Mesoplodon densirostris (Blainville's beaked whale) is the source of this 381-nucleotide messenger RNA. RefSeq names its product high mobility group protein B1-like. The record is from RefSeq and is a predicted model, not a curated record. The coding region runs from base 1 to 381 and encodes 126 amino acids. The transcript has 2 exons. Gene Ontology annotation, biological process: regulation of transcription by RNA polymerase II. NCBI's taxonomy places the organism in Eukaryota, Metazoa, Chordata, Mammalia, Artiodactyla, Ziphiidae. Gene Ontology annotation, molecular function: DNA binding, bending.
AUGUCGUCAUAUGCACCCUUUGUGCAAACUUGCUGGGAGGAGCACAAGAAGAAGCACCCAAAUGCUUCAGUCAGCUUCUUGGAGUUUUCUAGAGACCAUGUCUAUAAGGACAAAGAAAAGUCUGAAGACAUGGCAAAGGCGGACAAGGCCCAUUGUAAAAGAGACGUGAAAACCUGUAUCUCUUAUAAAGGGGAAACAAAAAAGAAGUUCAAGGAUCCCAAUGUACCCAAGAGGCUUCCUUUGGCCUUUUUCUUAUUUUGUUCUGAGUUUAAAAAAAAAAUCAAAGGAGAACAUCUGGGUCUAUCCAUUGGUGAUGUUGCAAAGAACCUGGGAGAGAUGUGGAAUAACACUGCAGCAGAUGACAAGCAAGCAGCCUUAUAA